Molecule: messenger RNA, 1326 nt
Organism: Eufriesea mexicana
Lineage: Eukaryota; Metazoa; Arthropoda; Insecta; Hymenoptera; Apidae
Gene: Pex14
Product: peroxisomal biogenesis factor 14
Exons: 4
Coding region: 57-857 (266 amino acids)
Biological process (GO): protein import into peroxisome matrix, docking
Cellular component (GO): peroxisomal membrane; peroxisomal importomer complex
Molecular function (GO): signaling receptor binding
Source: RefSeq, a predicted model, not a curated record
CUGAAUACUUCAUAGUUAUGAAAUUUUAAUUAAAGUGGCCACUUGUAAUUUUGACAAUGGCUGACCAAGAUGCAAAUAAUAAUAAUCUUCCUUUGAGAGAAAAUUUAGUAAAAACUGCUGUGGAAUUUUUACAAAAUCCUAAGGUACAAAGUAGUCCUGUCGGUCGUAAACAAGAGUUUCUUCAAAAAAAGGGUUUAACAGAGGAGGAAAUUAAAAGGGCGUUUAAAUUAGCUUCUAUUGAUACAACAGUUGAUCAAAAUGUUAUCCAUAGUACAAGUGAUUAUUCAGUGGUUCCUAUUCCACCAGGUCGAAUGUAUCCAUAUUUUCAAACAUACUCAUACCAAAUAACUAUUUUCCAAAGAAUUAAAGAAUUCUUCAAUGCUACUGCCUUAAUUGGAACUACUAUAUAUUGUGUUUACUGGUUUUAUAAGAAGUUUAUUGAACCCUUUUUAUUUGGUCGGAAAAAAAAGAAAGAUAUAGAAGACUCAGUCACUGAAUUAGAUAAGACUGUUCAAAAUUCUAUGGAAGAAGUAAAGCAGUCCAUUUCAAAAGUUGAGGGAGAUGUACAAAAGUUGAUACAGAAUCAGUCUAUGGAUCCAAUGGUACCUCAAUUGGUACAAGAAUUGAAACAAGAAUUAGGUAGUCUCAAAUCUUUACUUUUAUCAAGAAAACAAUUUCCAAGUGCACCAGCAUCAACAUUAGCACCAGCUAUAUCUAUACCAACAUGGCAAUUAGAUGCUGCAGGUACAAGUCAAGAAAAAUCAACUGAACGAGAAGAUGAUGCUGGAAGUGGAAGUAGUGCUAAUAAUUCAGAUAGUUCUCUGGAAAUGAUACGUGAAGAUCCACCCAAGGUGUAAAAUUAACAUAGUUUGUAAACAUUCACUUCCAUCAUAACAGUCUUCGAUAUACAGAAUAUUCUGUGAUGUCUAUUAAAAGAAAUAGAUGAUUUUGAUCAUGUGUAAUAUAUAUUGAAAAUCGACGUUCUUACAAUUAUAAUAUUAACGAUUCAACUUUCAUUUUGCCCAAUUUUCUUUUGACUUUGUACUGCAAAAUUAAAUUAUAAUCGUUUCUAUUCUUACGGAAAAUAUUUAAAGCUGCUUAUAAAGUAAAGGGACACAUGUAAUGCAUCGAUUUUUAAACAAAUUUAAAUGUUUAUAAAUGGUGGUUGUUACUUAAUUUUGUUUUAAAAAACUUUAAAGAAGUUACUAUUUUCCCCGCUUUAAUUAUUAGUAUCGAUGUUCCAUCCCUGUUGUUAAAGGCUUCAAAUAUUGUUUAAUAAUUUUUAUAAAAAUGAAAUAAAAAAAUAAAAUAAAAAAUAAGAAUAUU